Messenger RNA from Mollisia scopiformis, 1809 nucleotides. RefSeq lists its product as uncharacterized. Lineage: Eukaryota; Fungi; Ascomycota; Leotiomycetes; Helotiales; Mollisiaceae. The transcript has a single exon. The record is from RefSeq and is a predicted model, not a curated record. The coding region runs from base 1 to 1809 and encodes 602 amino acids.
AUGAGCGUUGGGAAUGCAGGUCGAGGCAGUCUUUUUAAUGAAGCUAUGAAUGCGGUGCAAAACCAGGGUGGACAUCUUUGCAAUGGUGCGGAACAUGGAUUGGGGCUUUUGGGAUGCGGGAUCUGGCAAUGGGGGCAUCAUUCCAGUCAAGUGGUACAUACUGUUACGACGACAAUAUUUACGCAGUCUGUUUCGAGGACUGCUGCUUCUGCCUCGGGUCCUGUAACCUCUCUGCUUUCUUCUGGACGGGUUUCGAGUACAUCCAGAGCAAUACCAUCUGCUUCGUCGAUCUCAUCCCUAUUCUCGUCCACAAUUGCCAGUAUACCUCGUCCUGCUCAAUCAACUUCAAUAUUGUCCAAGUCCGGAUCUGCAACACUUUCAGAAGCUUCAAUUACAUCACUACGGCCAACAACAUCCACCUCAAUACCAGCAAGACCUACGUCAAACUCCCUCGAAACUUUCCUCUCAUCACUCUUGAUUCCACUCUCCUCUACCGAGUCAGCAAAAGGCCUCAGCAAAACCUCACUCAUUACUUCGCAACUCUCCAAUAGCCCAACAACUCGCGAAUCCGCCGCUCCCACCAUCUCAUCAACGCCAAGUUCAGCUUCCUUGGCCUUCGUAACCGCCCUCUCAAUCACAGCUCCCUACCCCAGUACCCUCGCGCCCUUCUUCCCCUCCCAAACCUCCCCCUCCGCGGAUACCAACCCCCUCGCAGCCGUCCUCCCCCAAGGCCUCGGCCCCGAAUCCGCCUCCGGCCAACAAGCCUCCCGCGAAGGCGGCAUCAUAGCCGGCCUCCUCCUCGGCGUCCUCGUCCUCGCCUCCCUCGUCGUAGCAUUCAUCUACACGCGCUAUCGCCGCUCCCGCGAACACCGCCGCUCCAUCGGCAGCUCCAGCCUCAACGGCGACUACUCCGACGACCGCGCGCCCAUCCUCGGCUUCCAGCGCAAAGCGAGCAGCAGCGGAACCCUCACCGGCUCCCUGCGAACGAAGAAUAAAAGUUAUUCCCGCACGGCGUCGAGAAGAGAUACAGCGCCCCCGGCGACGUCGACAAUGGGGUACGGGAUGAGCGGAGCGCUGGAAAGCUAUCCGUACCCGAGCGACUACGAACGCCCCGUCACGCUGCCGGCGCCGCCAGCCGCGUUCGCGCCCCUGAGGGCCAAUCGCUCGAGUUCGGUGUACAGCGGCUCGAUCCUGAACGCGUUGUCGGACGGCGGUGGGGGAGCCACGCCUACGACCCCGGCGCGGAAUCCGAGGAGAGGCGUGUCGCUUAAUUUUGGGCUUGAGGGUAAGGAUGAGGUGAAGAGGGAGUCGUGGAGGGGUAGAGGUAGAGGGGAGGAUGGGGAUCAGUGGCCAAGAACAAUCGAGGAUUUUAAAAGGACGAGGAAUCUGGGGAAUAGUAUGCGCAGGGGCAGACCGGUCAGCGAGGGCGAGAAGACGGUUUAUACUGUUGUGGCGCCGGAUUUUGGAGAUGAGAAGGAAGAAAAAGAGGUCGAGGUCAAGGUUUAUCGCGAGGGGUGGGGGGAGAGUAAUCCGUUCGCGGAUAAGGAGACGGGGAUCGUGAAGAUUGGAUUAAGGAGUGAUAGCGGGUAUGGCGGGAGCGAGAAAAGGGAAAGUGAGAAGGGGUAUGGAUAUGGAUAUGGAUAUGGAGGGUGGAAGGACGAGGUUGUCGUUGAUGCGGUGAGUGUUUUCAGCGAGGAGGAGGAAAGGUAUGAGGAGAUGCGGAGGGGGUAUAAGGGGCGGAUUCGGUUUGGGAUGGGGGUCCAGAGGCGGUUGACGGCCGAGUCGAGGUUUAGGGAUGAGAUGGUAUGA